Molecule: messenger RNA, 5718 nt
Organism: Physcomitrium patens
Lineage: Eukaryota; Viridiplantae; Streptophyta; Bryopsida; Funariales; Funariaceae
Source: RefSeq, a predicted model, not a curated record
CUGAAUACUGCCUUCUUAUUCUUAUCACCGCUCAUCUUGUGAUUCUCAUUCAAAAAGCUACUACAAACCUUUCAGUGGAAGUCAAAGAUCGUCUUGUUUUAGCAGAUUUGGUUAUAACAAUUUUGUACACUGUUGAAUGCGUACUACGUAUUUUCACACUAGGCUUUAUAAAAGGCCCUCACUCAUAUAUGAAAAGCAACUACAAUAAACUUGAUUUCAUUAUUGUUGUUGAUUCUUGGGUUCACAUUUAUCAAGCCAAAAAGGGCAACGAUGGCUUUUUCCGAUUUGCUUCAUUACGUGCUUUUCGAGCACUAUUAUCACUUCGCCAUUUUUCAUUUUUUGCAAAUGUCAUAGCUAUAAUGGAUGCUUGUCAAGGUAGUCUUGUUCCACUUGGAAAUGUAUUGAUUUUUAUAGCAAUGAUUUUUUCAUUCUAUGCCUUAGUUGGUGUACACUUUUAUGGUGGAAAAUUUAAAUCAAGGUGCAUACGUAAAGAGGAUGGUACUCUACCAUAUAUGCAAGAGUUUUGUGGUACAAAAGGAAAAGAUUGUGAUGGCAAUACAACCAUAGUUUCUUACAUGAGUACCUUUUGUGUGAAAGGCCUUGAAUGCAAAGGAAAUCUUACUAUAGCAAAUGGAUCUAGUGGACCCCAUGAAUGUAAUGAAAAAUUUGGUAAUCCAAACUAUGGGGCAAAUAAUUUUGAUACAUUUCCACAAGCUAUUUUAAUGCUCUUUCAGAUUGUGACAUUUGAAGGUUGGGCAUUACAAAUGUAUAAUAUGCAAGAUAGUGCUGGAUUAAAUGCAGAGAUUUAUUUCAUUGUGAUGGUUAUUAUUGGAAGCUAUUUUGCUGUGAAUGUUUGUGUUGCUGCUAUAAGUGGAGUCUUUAUCCGAGUUCGACAUGAACAUCAGGUUCUUCUCAAAAAGCACAAACGAGAGCAAGCAUUCACAUUUCACAAUGCCAUUAUGUUAGCAAAUGUGUUAAAAGAUGUGAUUAGAAAAGAUGAUGCAAAGUUAUCAUGGUUUGGAUUGGUACGGAGAAAAACGGGAUCAUUCAACCAAAAUGUCACAAAAUUUAUUCGACAAGGUACCAAAAGGAUAUCAGCCAUGUCAAAUCAAGGACAAUCAUUUUUGAAAAGGCAAAUUAGUAGGGGAGCCUCAUUCGGAGCUCGUGACUCGGAUUCCGACUUUGAAGAUGUUGAUGAGAAUGAACUUGGUGGAUCAUUCAAAAAACCAAAGUCCUUCAAAACCAAUAAAAGCAUGAAUCGAAGUAUGAGUCGAAGCCUAAGCCGAAGUUUGAGUAGUGGUGCAAAGAGCUUUACACGAUCAUUAUCAAAGAACACUCACAAAACUGCUCAUCAUGUGCAUGCCACUCUUACAGCAAUUGUACGGAGUCAAUUUUUUAGACUCGCCGAGCUUACACUCAUCACCACCAAUUUCAUUAUUCUUUGUUUCAUCACCGCCAAUAUGUCCAGAAAAACUGAAAAUAAAAUUCAACAUUCAUCAAGGAUAUUACAAAUUGCAUUUUUGGUUGAAAUGGGUCUCCGAGCUAUGGCACAUGGGUGGAAAAAAUACUUCCAGGAUUCUAUGAACAUACUGGAUAUAGUUGUGGUAGUUGUUUCACUCCUUAGUAGCGCAUCAAGUAAACUGCCAAACAUAAGCGCUGUAAGAUUGUUAAGAUUUUUCCACAGCCCGAGAAAACAAAAGUUUGGCAAGUCUGAUGAAACUCCAUCACCAUUGAUGUUGUGCCUGAGGAGCUUCAACAUAUUAGGGAGCUUAUCAUUUUUUUACAUGAUAGUGACAAUUGUGUUUAGUAUAAUAAGUAUGGAAUUGUAUAGUGGGCAGUUUCAAGUAUUUCCAGAGGGCAAUCCACGUGAGAACCAUGACUCAUUUGGAAGUGCUCUGCUCACAUGGUUUGGGGUCUCAACUGGAGAAAGUUGGAUUAACCAACUUUGGAAUGCCAUGCGCCCCGAAGUUCGUUAUAGGUGGAUAUCACCUUAUUUGUUUAUUUGCUAUUUUAUUUUAACAACAUACAUAUUGAUUAACCUUAUUAUUGCAGUAUUACUUGAAAGUACAGAACUUACAGAUAAUCAAAAGAAAGCCAUUCAAAAGCGUGAAUAUUUGAAAUACUUGCGAGCAACACACACCCAUGCAAAAUCAAUAAGAACGGGCGAUUGGUUGAUUGGUGCCAUUGAAGGCAUCCAAGCAAGAGUGCGUCGAAUCUAUCGAAAUCUUAGUGUCAUGGUCCCCGUUUCCAAGAGUGUGAAACAUGUGAGCAUUCCUUUGUUGGAGAAUAAAAUUGCAUCACAAAUGGACACAAGAUCACCAAAAAAUGAGGGCUACCAAUAUAAUCAAGAUGAUGCAAUAAAUAGCCAAGAUUUUCUUGAUAAUCAAGGAUCUUCAUCCACAUCUCUUAGUGAACCACAACCAAGCACUCCAUUACAUUCCAUUUUAGAAAUGCCUGAGAUAAAAAAGAAAAUAUAUUCCGAACAAUCUAUUGCCGCAAAAGACAACAAGCUGCUUCAAAGAAAACACUCGUCGUUUGAUCCCGGUUUGAUGAUGCAAUCAAAUGCUUCAAACAUUACUCCUAUUGAUCAACAAAGUAGAGAUGCGAUUCUACGUCGAAGUAGCUAUAAUGGUAUUGGUGGGCAUUCAAGUCGGCCUCGAAGGUUAAGUAAAGAUGCAACCCAAAUGUUGGUUGGGGCAGGUUUUUCUAAUACAACAACUCAUCAAGAUUUUAGAGAAGAAAAGACAGCCCUUCAAAGUGCCAUGUUGGCACUAGCACACAACCUUAGCAUGCCAUCUUCUCUUCCACUUGAUGAUGACAUUGAUGCAAACCAACAUUUGUAUACAACUAAAGAAGGUGAAGAUGAUCGCCAUCCUUCACCUAAAUCUAAAGUGGAUUUGUACCAUUCCUUGUCUAUACAAUCAUUUAAAGGAUCAAGUAAAAGGACAUCGUUUAAUAUAAAAGAUUAUGAAGGAUAUAAUAUGAAGUAUAGACAAGUUCCUUGGUAUUUCUCCGACAAGUCUCUUUUCAUAUUCAAAAGUGAUGGUCCAACUCGUAGAUUUUUGGUUUUUGUGGUUGAAAAUAUUUGGUACAAGCGUUUCAUCAUGAUAUGUGCAAUUAUUGCCGUUUAUAUUGUGACACAAUUAAAUCCGGCUGGAUUCAUUGACAAUGUUUCCAUUGAUUUGAUGGAUCGUUUCCUACUAUUUACAUGGACGUUAGAUGUUGUAAUGAAAUCUAUAGCAUAUGGAGUCAUAUUCACUCCGGAAGCUUACUUGGGUGAUCCAUACAAUAUAAUUGAUGUUGUAAAUAUGUUUUUCCAAUGGGUGGGAUUCAACCCUCCUUCGGAAGCUUAUAGCCGAGUGGUCCACAUUAUGAACACUAUUCGGGGAACACGGUUCAUUCCUAGAAUCCAAGGGUUACGAUUAUUGGUGUCAAGCAUGUUGCAUACAAUACCUGCAGUGGCAUCUAUGUUUGGAUUCAUUCUUGUUAUAUAUUUCAUAUUUGCAACAAUAGGCAUUCAAAUAUUUCGGCGCCGUUUUGCUGCAUGCACGGACCCAUUUGUUGCAAAUCGAGCACAAUGUGUGGGCACCUUUAUCAAUGAAGUUGGAUUAAGAAGCCACCGGGUUUGGAUGAAUCCGCCAUUACACUUUGAUAAUUUUGGAUCAGCAAUGUUGGCACUCUUUGUUUGUUCAACAACUGAUGGUUGGAUCCAAUAUUUUCUUCACAAUUCUGAAGACAUUCCCAACACUUUGUAUGAUAAUCCAGUUCAAGGCAACAAAUCAAUAAAUUCAAUUUUUUUCAUUCUUUUUAUUAUUAUUAGUAAUUGGCUUGUGAUUCGGUUGUUGAUUGGAGUUUUUAUUGAUCAAUUUGGUAUCAUUUCUGGAUCCAAGUUGUUGACAGAGCGCCAAAAGUUAUGGAGGGACAUGAAUAGAAUUGUACAAAGUUUGUCGCCCAUAAAGCUACCAAGGAUUCCAAUCAAUUCAGUUCGACGAGCAUGUUACAAAUUGGUGCAUGAUUCCAAUGCAUAUCGGUAUUGCAUGAUUUUAAUUAUUUUGACAAAUUAUUGUUGGUUUGCAUCCCAACAUUAUGAUGUGCAUCAAACAAAGACAGUACAAAGUGUGGAGAUGGGGUUUGUAGCUUUCUAUUUGGCUGAGGUUGUUGUUAAAUUAUUUGGAAAUCAUUUUCACGAUUGGUAUCACGACACAUGGAAUGUGGGAGAAUUAAUUCUUGUAUUAGGAUCAUCAGUCUGCCUAUACCCAGAUGAGGGCUCCGUAAUGGCUGAAUGGGGAAUCAUGUUUUAUCUUUUUAGAAUCUUUCGAAUUAUUAGAUUUCUACCAAAUUUAAGUGAACUAGUCCACACUGUAUUAGUGAGUUUGCCCUCACUAAUUUAUGUUGUAGAAUUACUAAUGAUAUGGCUCAUUGAAUUUGGCAUGAUUUUCUAUCAAACCUAUCCGUAUAUAAAUUCCGGCACAUGUGUCAAUAGAGAUGUGAACUUUGAACGGUUUCUUCCCUCUUUCAUAUUUAGCUUUCAGGCAACUACACUUGAUAAUUGGUCAUGUGUGAUGUUGGAGCUUAUGGCAGAACCACCAUAUUGUGUAUCAUCUCAUGGAUACCAUGAAAGUUCAUGUGGCACAGCCCAAAGUGCAAUUGCAUACUUUGUGUUGAUUGUAUAUAUCAUGUCACAUAUCAUCACAAAUUUAUUUAUCGCUCAAAUCAUUGACACAAUUACAUUUGGGCUGUUAAAUGAAGAUGCCAUGUUAUCACCUAAAAAUCUGACACAUUUUCAAUUACUUUGGGCUUCAUCUGAGUUUGAUCCACUAUGUAGUGGUUAUAUUGGUUUGCAAAAAUUGAGACACUUUGUCACUAAAUUGGGAACACCGCUUGGUCGUCGACAUAAUACCCCCACAAAAUGGUAUAGAUUCAUUCAAUAUGAAGUUUAUAACUUUCAUGUUUAUGGCAAAGGAAUUCCAUUUCGCAAUUUCUUGGAGACCCUUGUUUUAUACAAAAUUGGGUCCCAAGGGCUCAUCUUAUCACUACGUAUUGAACGUGAAAAACAACUCAAGCAAAUAUUUAGAAAUGGUGCAGCUAUAGUGAUCCAAUCACAUAUUAGAAGAUUCCUUGUACAAAGAGGUUUCAUAGUUUCACAUCCAAUGAAAAUUGCUCCCAUUAUAAAAGAAGAGGCUUAUGAUGAUUAUGCUGAAGAUAGCAUUGAGAGAUUAAAGAAAAAAAUAAUGGCAAGAUUAAAAGUGGUAUUAAUCACUGGAUAUUAACAAGUUACAAAAUAUAUUUUGAUAAAUAAAGGAGAGUUACUGCAUCAAACAAUUUUUUCUUAGCACCCAUGUGUCACCAGAGUUAUCAUCUAGGACCUGUCAAUUUUAGAGAGGACAAAAAUAUCAAACACCAUUAAUACAUAAAUGGAAGAAACAUGGUAUUCUGGUUUAUACAAUACGUUCACUGCAAAUGUUGAAGAUUUUUGUUUUGAAUAAGAUAAUUAAAAAAUAAUAAAAUCAUAGUCUUCAUUGUAGUUAAAAUACAAAAAUUUUGCAAAAUAAUUUGGAUAUGUUAGUAGGAUGGAGAGAUAUUUUGAUGUGAGAGAUAAAGUUUUUGUUAUGACACUCAUGAAUUUUGAUAAAAAUAUAAGUUGAACUUUUUUAAUAAGGAUUUUUUUCACCAAUUAAUUAAUAUUAUGAAUACCUAUAUUUGAAUUUUUUCAUAGCA